AAUCCAGCGUUUCCCAUGGCAGAUGAGGGAGGAUAAAGUAAAGCGGGUUUUACAGGAAGCUCUCAAGGUUUGGAGUGAUGUCACACCCCUCACCUUUACUGAGGUUAUCAACCAAGAGGCCGACAUAGUCAUUGACUUUGCAAGGUACUGGCAUGGUGAUAAUUUGCCCUUUGAUGGCCCCGGUGGGAUCCUGGCUCAUGCUUUUUUCCCGAGAACACAUCGGGAGGGAGACAUUCAUUUUGACUAUGAUGAGUCCUGGACGGUUGGCAAUGAACUUGGAACUGAUCUUCUUCAGGUGGCAGCACAUGAGUUUGGUCAUGUCCUGGGUCUACAGCAUUCUCUGGAGCCUGGAGCCUUAAUGUCCCCAUUUUACAGCUUCUCUUAUCCUCUCCAGCUCAGUGAGGAUGACAAGAAAGGGAUUCAAUACCUCUAUGGCCUGCAAGCCCCGGUCCAAAUCCCUACAGAAACCAAUGAGAUUAUCACCAGUGCACCUGACGCUUGUCACACAGACUUCGAUGCUGUGUCUGUAAUCCGUGGGGAAUUGUUCUUCUUCAAGGCCAGCUAUGCCUGGCGCAUCAGGGAGGGCCGUCUGCAGGCGGGAUACCCUGCCCUGGCCUCUCGACACUGGAGGGGCAUUCCAGAAAAUAUAGGUGCCACCUAUGAAGACAAAAAGGGCAAUAUCUGGUUCUUUGAAGGUUCCAACUACUGGGUGUUUGAUGCAGAACUCAAGAUAAAAGGACCAGACCCUCUCCAGACUAUAGGCCUUCCUGUCACACACAUUCAGGCUGCACUGCGCUUAAAGGAGCACCACGGCCACCAUACAUACUUCUUCAAGUCAGGAAAGUACUGGCGUUUGGAUUCCCAAGAGAACAGAGUGGACACAGCCUUCCCACGCAGCAUCCAGCAGGACUGGUGGGGCAUCCCUGAUGAGAUUGAUGCUGCCUUCCAGGAUGCGAAUGGCUUUGCCGUCUUCAUCAGCCGUCGGCAGUACUGGAGGUUUGACCCAGUUCAGCGUAAGGUUUUGGAAGGUUACCCACGCUACGUUGGUGCAGAUUUCUUUGGAUGUAGCAUGCCAUAAACCCUCAGGAAACUUUUCUGUCUCUUACAACAAGUUCUCACACUCAGGUCUAAAGCACACAGUGUAAAUUUCCCUACGUUAUCAUGAUGAGGAACUGUACUAUAUAAACUAAGUUCUUGUUCCCGGGCAUUUCACUUCCCUUCACCUCAAAAAUGUCUGAUUAAUCUAAUUUCUUCUCAGGAAAUCUUGCACAUCUGAGCUUUAUGAACCACGUGGAGCUAUGUCUGUAUUUGUUGUAUUAUCAAACAAUCACUGUGUAAGGAGACAUUUAAAUGCCCUGUUGUUAAGGUGCUAAACAAGGUGCUAAAACACUUGUCAGGGAUCUGUGCACUAGUUGCAAUGUCCAUAACUAUCGAAGUUUUUUAUGAUUUGCUGCAAGUUGUACUGUCACUUAAACUGCAGUUUGUAUUGAUUAAUAGAGAAUAGGUCUCUCAUUCAAAAAACAUUUUUUCUUCUUUAUUUUGCAUAGGGGAAGGAUUUUUUUUAAGAUCACACAAACUCUUGACACAUGAGCAUUUGUUUAUGAGACUGUAUGAAUAGACAAACUGGUACUCUUCAGUGCAGGACACUGACAAUGUUUUAAAUAUU
Molecule: messenger RNA, 1666 nt
Organism: Sinocyclocheilus anshuiensis
Lineage: Eukaryota; Metazoa; Chordata; Actinopteri; Cypriniformes; Cyprinidae
Product: stromelysin-3-like
Exons: 6
Biological process (GO): collagen catabolic process; extracellular matrix organization; proteolysis
Cellular component (GO): extracellular matrix
Molecular function (GO): metalloendopeptidase activity; zinc ion binding
Source: RefSeq, a predicted model, not a curated record